Cladophialophora immunda is the source of this 2012-nucleotide messenger RNA. RefSeq lists its product as uncharacterized. The transcript has a single exon. The coding region runs from base 131 to 1627 and encodes 498 amino acids. NCBI's taxonomy places the organism in Eukaryota, Fungi, Ascomycota, Eurotiomycetes, Chaetothyriales, Herpotrichiellaceae. The record is from RefSeq and is a predicted model, not a curated record.
CCCAAAUAAAAUGCCCUGAACCAUGACCCCAGUGACGGCUACGCGGGGGAUAUUGAUUUCUUUUACACAUGCAAAAGCGGGUGCAUUCUGAAACAGAGAUCUGGCCGAUAAGCGCCAUGACUAAUGUGUCAUGCCUGCCAGCAUCCCCAAGCGAAUCUUGUCCCCAAUCAAGGCAAAUUCUGCUAUGCCUGACGCUUCUUCAGCAGCGACGUCCGGGAAGGCGCCGCAGAAGAUUCAACUAGAUGCAAAAGAACCGACAAGGCUGGAACCGGGAACGGCGUCUCUCCGCGCCACGAGCGACGCAUCUGCACGAACCCCCAGCGACCCGUCGAAGCCUCCUGAUCUUCGCCUUGCCACCAAGACUAGUACAAUACAUACUGCUGAGCGAGGUGGCCGUCUAGUGCCUUGCCACUCUAGGAGCCAGUCAUCAAGUAAUGCAGGCACUACGCGCCCUGCUUCAAGCGCGCCUAAACUGGCAACUGCUACGGCAUCUUCGCGCUCGCAGCAGGCCACUUCGAACAGAAGCCCGGGGGACACACGAUUACCGGUCGCAAAGUCGCAUAGUAGAGCCUUGAGUGCGUCGGCCCGCCCUAAACCAAACGCCGACACAGCGGCUGUCCGGGAAGUUGUCCCAAGGGCCACCAGACCGAUUGCCUCUCAUGGACUUUCAGGAGGAAAUGCGUCGUCUUCGUCUGGCAGACCAAUUGUGAAACCGGGCAGGAAACCAGAGUUCAACGUGCACCAACAGCAUUACAGUCCCAAGAAGCAGACGACAAUAUCAACCGCAGUCACCCCGCUUGCGCCCCUGGCUUCCCGCCACGUCGCCGUUCGCUCCGGCUCCGCAGGCCGCGUCAUACCUGGCUCAGGAAUUGCCCAUCUUGAAGAUGAAGUACUCCAAUUGUCUCUUGUACACGAAAAGUCUGCGGUCACUUUCCAGCAUUACGAGGCAUCUAUGAAGUCGCAGCUGAAGACUGGGCUUGAGGGUGUGGAACAUCAGCUAAGCACCCUCAAGUCCCUGCGCCAUGAUCGACAGGCGAACCUCAACGCCUCCGCCGUUGGCAGGUGGCUCGACCAGGAACGAGCCCGUCAAGAUGUGGACCGUGCAGGGUCAGACGCAUUACUUGUGCUGGCGCGUUGCCUGGAAGAGUUGGAAAAGAUCAGCAGCGUACAUGGACCUCUGGAAGCUGCCAUGAAGAUGUUUGACGAAUGGUACGUCUACGCGUCUUCCAGACGCCCGACCUACGCCGGAGAUAAUUUGUUUCGCAAGGGUAAUAGCGAGGAGAAAGCAUGUUUUCUCCACCCAAUGGACCCACAAUGGUCAGCCUUGGUGUCAUCUGUGGACGACCGAGUCAACGCCUGUGCGGCUUUAUUGGCGGGUCUGCAUACGCCGCCCGGGUCCUCGUCAAUGGGACCGUUGAUUGAGAUGCACUGCACCCUUGCUGAGCAGAUACUGCAAGAAAUUUGCAUUUGCAGGUCCAUAGAAGGCCUGAUGCUUCGGGAACAACAAGAGCGGCUCGCAAGAGAAGUCGAACAAGCUCUUUCGGACGCAGAGUUACAUCAUUCCAUAGAAGAGGCUCAUGACACUAGCAGAACGGGCAUAUGGGACCUGAGAGGAAAGGCUCCCUGAGAGCCGCAGUAGAAGCUCAACAGUAGCUGAGCUCGGUGUGUUCCGCUGAAUCUUAACAGACAGUGGAAUAGAUUGGCCCGGACCUCUACCUCUACUUGGAGCUUUGGUAUUGCCACGUCGAACAGCUCGGGAAGAUUCUUGAAAGAAACCUGUCCUUGGAUCCUGUCUUCCUGGCGCAAUCCCUCGAAGGUGGACAUUCCCACAAAGGGAAGAUCCGAUGAGAAGGUGUCUGGCUUGGAUCGAAGAAGCAGAGGGGGAUCUGUCUGGGUGCGGCCAAAGGGUCAUCUCGAAGGUUCAAGCAGGAUGAAUGAUGGAGUAGCAUUCUACAGGAAAGGAUGGUGAAUUAGCCCGAAGCGAAGGCAUAGAGUGGCAGUGAGCUUCGAGA